UUGAGAUACUAUUAUUGUGUGCCUAAUAUUUUUAUAAUGGAAAGAGAAGAGACAGUUGAUGAUAUUGUGGCAAAGCUUGAAAAGGUUAAACAUCCAGUACGUGAUAAUAUUUAUUACUAUUGUUAUCAAGGGUUUUGGGUCAAUGAAUUUCACUUGAAAGGUAUAAAAUCUUUCCAAACUCAAUUUGUAGCAAGAGAAGAUGAUAUUGUAUUAGCUUCAUGUCCAAAAUCAGGUACCACUUGGUUAAAAUCUCUUGUUUUUGCUAUUGUCAAACGUAAUAGUAUUAAAAAUGAUAGUCAUUUAUUUACUAGUUCCAAUCCACAUGAUCUUAUACCUUUCGAUAUGAAUGAGAAAUUCAUGUCAAUUAUUGAAAACAUGAAGCCAAGACUCAUGGCUACCCACAUUCCAUAUCCCUCAUUACCAAUCUCUAUCAUCAACUACUCUAAUUCUAAAAUUGUAUACAUUUGUAGAAAUCCAUUGGAUUUAUUUGUUUCUGAUUGGUACUUUAAUCAUAAAGUAUUAUUUGGUGACGAUCUUGGUCAUGAACCAAGUCAUUUAGAAGAGUAUUUCGAUAUGUUCUGUAAAGGAAUUCAUGUAUUUGGACCAUUUUGGGACCAUAUUUUGGGAUAUUGGAAAGCAAGUUUAGAAAUACCUCACAAAAUAUUAUUUUUGAAAUAUGAAGAUCUUAAAAAAGAUAAUAUAUUCUUCAUUAGAAAGAUUGCAGAUUUUUUGGGAUUUCCUUUUUCAGUGGAAGAAGAAAAUCAAAGAGUUCCACAGGAAAUUGAAAAGUGGUGUAGUUUUGAGCAUUUGAGAAAUUUGGAGGUUAAUAAAAUUGGGAAACGUCCUAGUGGAGCAUCUAAUAGUUCAUUCUUUAGAAAAGGUGAGAUUGGAGAUUGGGCAAAUUGUUUGACACCUCAAAUGGCAGAGCGUGGGAAGAAACUCAUCCAACACAAAUUUGGACAAUAUAAUUUAACCUUUGAUGUCUAGGGUUUAGUAGUAAAUUAUAAAUAUGUAAUUGAAUAGUCUUUAAUUAAUGGAUAUGUAUUGAGAAAGUAGAACUUUGAUUCACAAUCUCUCAAAAAGUGUAUUUAGAGAUUUAUCCUGUCUCGAAAAUCACGUAUUAUACCUAUCAUCUAGCUUUCUUUGUUUUGUUGUUUUA
Molecule: messenger RNA, 1159 nt
Organism: Cannabis sativa
Lineage: Eukaryota; Viridiplantae; Streptophyta; Magnoliopsida; Rosales; Cannabaceae
Product: cytosolic sulfotransferase 15-like
Exons: 1
Coding region: 37-987 (316 amino acids)
Biological process (GO): sulfation
Cellular component (GO): cytoplasm
Molecular function (GO): sulfotransferase activity
Source: RefSeq, a predicted model, not a curated record